This is a messenger RNA of Nannospalax galili (Upper Galilee mountains blind mole rat), 4173 nucleotides long. It is a transcript of the gene Vash2, whose product is annotated as vasohibin 2. The record is from RefSeq and is a predicted model, not a curated record. The transcript is spliced from 8 exons. Gene Ontology annotation, cellular component: cytoplasm. Bases 308 to 1375 code for a protein of 355 amino acids. NCBI's taxonomy places the organism in Eukaryota, Metazoa, Chordata, Mammalia, Rodentia, Spalacidae. Gene Ontology annotation, biological process: regulation of angiogenesis.
UCCAAUGGACGCAUCCGGAACAUCGGCGGCUGCCCGGGUGACUCGGUUAUAUGUCACAGCAUAACAUUCGAGAAUGGGACAUGGAAUGAGGCGACGGCCGUCGCAGCGCGAGCAUCCUCCGCCGCCCCGAGACGCUCUGCAGCCAUGAGGCUGGCCGGCGCCAGGCCCGGCCGGUGAGCCGGGAGCCCCGCGGUCCCCGCGGAGCCCCUCGCCGCCGCUUCCCCUUCCCGCGUCCUGCCGCCCGGAGAGAUGGAGAAGGCCACCCCCGCGGGGCUCUGAACCAGGCCGCGCGAACACGCCCCCCACCAUGACCGGCUCCGCGGCCGACACCCACCGCUGCCCCCACCCAAAGGGCGCCAAGACCACCCGGUCCCGGAGCAGCCACGCGCGGCCAGUGAGCCUCGCCACCAGCGGGGGCUCGGAGGAGGAGGACAAAGACGGCGGGGUGCUGUUCCACGUGAACAAGAGCGGCUUCCCCAUCGACAGCCACACCUGGGAGCGGAUGUGGCUGCACGUCGCCAAGGUGCACCCCAAAGGCGGGGAGAUGGUGGGCGCCAUCAGAAACGCCGCCUGUCUGGCUAAGCCUUCGAUACCCCAGGUCCCAAAUUACAGGCUGUCGAUGACCAUCCCAGACUGGCUCCAGGCCAUUCAGAAUUACAUGAAGACACUACAAUACAAUCACACGGGGACCCAGUUCUUUGAAAUUAGGAAAAUGAGACCGCUGAGUGGGUUAAUGGAAACAGCAAAAGAAAUGACCCGAGAGUCCUUGCCUAUCAAAUGCCUUGAGGCUGUCAUCCUGGGCAUAUACUUAACCAAUGGGCAGCCUUCCAUCGAGCGUUUCCCCAUCAGCUUCAAAACCUACUUCUCAGGAAACUACUUCCACCACGUUGUGCUGGGAAUUUACUGCAAUGGCCACUAUGGCUCCCUGGGCAUGAGCCGAAGGGCUGAGCUGAUGGAUAAGCCACUGACCUUUCGGACUCUGAGUGACCUUGUCUUUGACUUUGAAGACUCGUACAAGAAAUACCUGCACACAGUCAAGAAGGUCAAGAUUGGGCUGUACGUCCCCCAUGAACCUCACAGCUUCCAACCCAUCGAGUGGAAGCAGCUGGUCCUCAAUGUCUCGAAGAUGCUGAGGGCCGACAUAAGGAAGGAACUGGAGAAGUAUGCCAGAGACAUGCGAAUGAAGAUCUUGAAGCCUGCAAGUGCCCACUCUCCAACCCAAGUGAGAAGCCGGGGGAAAUCCCUGUCACCUCGAAGAAGGCAAGCCAGCCCGCCCAGGAGGCUUGGCAGGCGAGACAAGUCGCCUGCUCUGCCGGAAAAGAAGGUGGCUGACCUCAGCACGCUGAACGAAGUGGGCUAUCAGAUCCGAAUCUAGCCAAGCCAUAGGGCCAGCAAGACUUCUGUGGUGCUCUCCCCUGCGCUUUACCCAACGUCUUCAGGAGGGACUUCAACUAUUUAUUAAGGACUCUGGAUUUUAUUUUUAAGGACUCACCUGGAAACAGAAUCUGAGUGGGUGGAACUGAGCUUUGAAGACUCCCUAGGAAGCAGCCAUGAGCAGGCUACCAAGUUAACCCCCCUGAGAGACACUCCCCCACUCCCCGCCCCCUGAGCUUGGCCAUACCCACUCAGCAGCUCAAGGAUGGCCACAAUGACUGUAGUUUCCGGUUUCCAUUUACCGACUUGUUUGACAUGCUUGGACAUUAUGCCUCACCUACAGUAAACAUUCAUGAAAUUCUCUCUACCACUUUUUGGUAUAGUAAGGUAACUCUAUCAGUAUUACAGUCUUUUUCAGCAAUAACAGAAGCAAAGAUGGGUGAGUUUUUUAAGCAGUUGAUAUUACCUCAGCAUUUUGGCAUCAGAUAUGCAAUCUUGAUGAUUUUUUAAAUAUUCUAUUUGUAUUGUUUUCCUAAUAUUUCCUGUAGGGAUCUUGACAGCUUAGUUGUUGUUUGGUUGUUUUUUUUCUGGUGUACUUGGGAUGAAAUAUAAGGUGUUAUAUGCAAGUGCGUUUCUAAAAAGCACUGAAAUUCUUUUGGCAAUACAGGAAACCAUUUUCGGGAUCUUGGAGUCACUUAAACAUUCACUGACAGCAGUUUUUGUUCUUUCAAACCAAAGCAUACUGAGAAGCCAGCCCUUGUUCUGUCACUGACAUUUAAACUUUGAGUCCAGCAAAAAGCACCAGAGGCCAUGCACAUGUCAUACAGAUUCUUUCCGUUCUGUCUACUUGCAGACUCUGAGCCAGGCUUUGGUUCUGAAGGGCUCCCUGCUGUUAGGCUGUGUUGCUGUCUCAUAUUAAGGCCAAGUGUGCUGAUGGGAUUGCUUUCCAGGAGCUUGCUUGUAGGUGCCACUUCAUGGCACUCAGACAUACUGGGGACACAAUUGAUGAUAGAAACAGGUCUCUUUCCCAACGGGUCUUCCAGUCUGGAGUUAGCAGAGUGUGACUCGGUCUCUCAAGCGGAGCUGGCCCGCCUCUGGGAGCUACAGUAACUUCUGGUUGCAGACCGCCUUGAGGAAGUUGAAGGCAUCCUCUCUUAGAAAUCCAGAGUUCAGCUCCAUGUCCUUUGUCUUAUCUGGGGAGCCAUGCCAUCUCAUGAGACCAAGGGUAAGUUCAAGUGGGUGAGUCCUGGAAGGAGUUUCCAGGUCCAGCGCUUCUCCUCCGGCUCUGACAGAAGGUGGUUCUAAGAAGGUGGUAGAUAAAAGGAACAGUUUGCCCUCUAAGAGUCUUUCCCAACAACACCUCUGGGGUGACAAGGAAUGCAAAAGGACCCCAUCCCGAGCCGGUAUGCACAGACCUCGCUCCACUCUAAGAGCCAGCAUCAUUCACGAAAGGCAUUGUUUUCUAGGAAAAAGAAGCUCAGUGCCUUUAGAAGUCAGAACAAGGUAAACUGAAGUGCAGUAAGUUUGAAAAUUCCGAACUUAAUUGCCUUCUUCAAGAAUCCUAUCAUCAGUGUUCAGAGUGAGUUACCAGGACGGGGCAUGUAGCUCAGCCAUGCUAUCUAGCCACUCGACUGCUUAUCCAUCUGAACUUGAACCUGCAGUAAAGAGACUAGUCAGGACACGGCCACCACCUAAGCACUUGGAACGGCAUUUGCCAAAGGUGAGCUCACACAAGCAGGUCAGAGGCACAGCCUUAUCUCUUAAGGACCAGGGAAGGAACAGCCAAGCUGUCCCUCACACCGCCAUGCCAGCUGGUAAGGUCAUUUCUUGCACUCUCUGGGUUUUAGAUCCAUUUCUUCAAAGCAAGGUUAGUCAUGGGAGCAUUUAGUAUGUUCCUGACUGUCAUCCCAUCUUACUGCCCAUAGGUUAUAUUGACUUCGAAAAAUACAGGCGAGUCACCGAACACCUAAAUUCUAAUGCAGUCGUUUAGUUAAAAUCUUAUGAGGCUGCAGGGAUGGCUUGGCAGUUAACGGCACUUGUUGCUCUUCCAGAGGACUGAGCUCAGUUCCCAGCACCCACAGCCACCUGUAACUCCAGUUCCCAGGGAGGACUCCCUCUUCUGGCCUCCUCAGGGCAUCUCACACACGUGGCAUUCACUCACACAGACACAUGAAUAAAAAUAAACCUGGAAGGUAACAAGACUAAAACUAACUCAUUUUACCUCUCUAAAGUGAUUUUUAGACUAGCUGUAACUCAAACGAUAAACUGAAAUGAUCUGGAAUAUAAUUUUUAAAGUGUUAAGAGAAAAUUUAUUCUUAAGCUACCUGGCAAAAUCUGCAAAGUUUAAGUGACAGAGAUCUUGAGACUAUCUGCUGUGCUGUUUUGAGCAUUUAUUUGGAAAGGGGACAGUCUUUUCUAGACACUGAAAUCCUGAGCUCGGCGACUUUUCUAAGUCGGCACUUUCAUAAGGAUUUCAUCAGUAGACACUGGCAACUUCGACUUUGAACUCCAGUGUUCUUACUACACCCAAGGCUUUCAUAAGCUACACUUUUAUGUAUAACCUUGUACAGUUUUUUUGACAUAUAAUUCAGAAUCUUGUUUAUUCUCUUAGACUUUGUUCUGGUCAAUACUUUUUUUAAAUCUUUCAGAAAACUGUGACUGUUUUAGUGGGUAUUUUUCUAAGUAAACAAAAACUUGUAUACUAGUAUUUUAGAGGACGCCAGAUAAGUGCAUGUUUCCGGUUAAUGCUUCCUCAGUACGUGUGUUUGUACACAGCAUGGAACUUUAAUAAAACCAUUC